Rotaria socialis is the source of this 2217-nucleotide messenger RNA. NCBI's taxonomy places the organism in Eukaryota, Metazoa, Rotifera, Eurotatoria, Philodinida, Philodinidae. The record is from the annotation of a GenBank genome assembly.
AUGACGACCUCGACGACUAUCAUAAGUGAAACAACAACGACAACUGAAUCUACGACAACAACCACAACGACCUCGACGACUACUACAACUGAAUCAACGACCAGAACUGAAUCUAUGACAACAAGCACAACGACCUCCACGACUACUACGACCGUGUCUACUACUACAACCACGACGACUUUGACCACUAUAACAACGGAAUGGGCGACCAUAACUGAAUCUACGACGACAACCACAGCGACCUCCACGACUACUACAACUGAAUCAACGUCCACAACUGAAUCUACUACUAGAGCGGAGUCUACCGCUGCGACUGAUACAACAAGCAGAACUGAAACGGCUACUACCACUGAAAUAAAUACUUCAUCUAAUACAAUAUUCACCACUGAUAAAACUACUACAAUGGAAACGACUAGUACAGUCAAUGCAAUAGAAGAAACUUCUACAACGAGGUUGGCCGAAUCAAGUACUGGAACUGAGGAAAAUACUAAAAGCAGUGCGACUGCAGCAACUGCUAGUUCAAUAACAAACUUUUCGAAUAAAAGCGCCAUCAUUCGGAGCACACAUACCGCUGCACCUGAAUCAAUGAAAAGUGUGGUAAUGCUCGUUACGACUCUUCAAGUGACAACGAAUGGCUCUGUUACUAGUGUAGCGGCUACCCCUAUGAGCACAACAAAGAGGAGCAACGAGUCUACUGGUAGUCUAACAAACGGAGAUGUCACGACUAAGAUAACAACUAGUGAAACCGAUAGAACAACAACGCAAACAAGGUCUUCAACGACAACUAAAAUAACCAGUGACAGCAGUGUUCGGAUAGCAAGCACUACGACCACACCAGAGACAAUAAUUGACUCCAGAGGUAGCACAACAGGCACCACUUUCAAUUUAAGAGUAAACACCGCAGUAGCCACGACCGAGAUAAUUACUGACUCCACUUCUAGCAUGAGAACAACAACAACUAUGAUUAUAACGGAGACAAUUGCUGAAUCAAUUACCAACACACUUCGUACCUCUGAAUUGAGUAGAAGGAGAUCAACGAACACUGCAGAACCCAGUAGACAUACGACAACUAGAACAACUGCCACUCAAUCCACUGCAUGGAAAACCUCAAUCACAGUGACAAGUACAGCAACAGCAAUAGCUACUUCGCAAUUCACUACAGUUGUAACUGAAACAACUGUGAUGACAACAACUAUAGCGACUACCGCUAUGAACACAAGCUUCACAACUGCCUAUGUAAUAGAGUCAGUCGUUACACCCAACAUUACGAUUAUUACUAGAACAGAGACAACACCUCACGCGAGUAAAUCCUCCACAGCUACAAUGCCGACUACUACAGAGACCGUCAAUACAACGAAAACAACCAGUCAAACCACAUCUACAACCUCAACACAUAUGACUAAUACAGAAAGUACAGCGGCUUCAACUGAAGCUACUGGAGGAAUACGAGUCGCAUACGCCACUACCAAUGAAAUGAACGCAACAUCACCAACAACCUUCAUAACUUCAGUAGGGAGAACUAUUUUAACGGUCACAUCGAAUUCCUCUACCAGCACAACAGUAAAACCGUCAACAUCAUUUUUUGUACCAAAAAAAUGUAAUAACUCAGCAACGUUCGGUGCCAAUUGUAGCAUGUCUAGUAGUUUAUGCAGCAUCAAGCGCCCAUGUCAAAACAAUGGAAUAUGUCAAGGAAAUCAUAGCAACUAUAAUUGUGUAUGUUCAUCUGGUUUUUUUGGUACCGAUUGUAGCAUUGAUCAUCGACCUUGUAAACCACAUACGUGUCUCAAUCACGGCACAUGUAACAUUACACUCAAUUCAAAAUUUUACUGUAAAUGUGACGAUGGUUGGCAAGGUGACCAUUGCGGAUCUAGAGUAAACUUUUGUACUAAUAACACAUGUUUCAAUAAUGGUGUUUGCCAAUCGUUAUUAAAAAAUUAUUCAUGUCAUUGCCUUGGUGAUAGUUAUUUUGGUCGACAUUGUGAAAUAACUGCUAGAAAAAUUAUUAUUUAUAAAAUAGUUUCAAAAUCAUUUGGCUACAUUGCAAUCUGUGCUCUGUCAAUUACUGCAACGUUCAUUCUGACCAUGGAUAUACUAAAAUAUUGUUUUAAUAUUGAUCCAGCAAUAGAAGACUUGAAAAGAGUGCGACAAGAAAAACGAAAGCAUCGCGUGAUUGAACGUUUAAUCUACGUCGAUGCAACACGGCAAGCAUUUGAAUAA